Messenger RNA from Cherax quadricarinatus, 547 nucleotides. The record is from RefSeq and is a predicted model, not a curated record. NCBI's taxonomy places the organism in Eukaryota, Metazoa, Arthropoda, Malacostraca, Decapoda, Parastacidae.
UCUACCAUUAUUAUUAAUAUUUUUAUUCUCCAUGGACAUCAUAAAAAGCUUAAAACAGUGUGAUCUUUGGUGGCCCUUUACAACCCUAACAACAGCAGUGACACAUCUAAAUUACUAUCAGAAGGAACCUUGGAGAAGAAUAUUACAUCUGGCACAACCACCGGGAGGAGUACAAACCUCUUUAAGUACACUGAGUAUGGCAUCAUACUUUGAUGAACACAACUGCAUUCCUCUGGGAUCAGGGCAAACGCCGGACCACUUCUUACACUUUGCUCGGCUACUGCUACAUGGGGGAUACUGGCAGGAUUUGCAGCUGGAAUUUACACAACUCUUUGGAUAUGAUGAGAGGCCCCCACCUCCAACCUCAAAAGAAUUUAUUGAAAAACUGAAUACUGUAACUGCAACCAAAGGUGGUCAAUGCCCUGUGUGCCUCAAGGAAUGGACUGAAGGAGAGGAAAUGAAAGAACUGCCUUGUAAACACAGCUUUCAUUCAUCAUGCAUCUUACCAUGGCUAAAGAAGGUACAGUAGGAGAAAAUUUUGAACUUU